Molecule: messenger RNA, 3217 nt
Organism: Saccostrea echinata
Lineage: Eukaryota; Metazoa; Mollusca; Bivalvia; Ostreida; Ostreidae
Product: toll-like receptor 3
Exons: 2
Coding region: 102-3029 (975 amino acids)
Molecular function (GO): protein binding
Source: RefSeq, a predicted model, not a curated record
UCUUCAUGAUAAGCCUCUCCUUUUUCAUUUCUUUUCGUAUAUGAGAGGAGAAACUUAGUUAUAUCUGUGUCUAGCAACUUACAGAAGUUUUAUGAACUACAAUGGCCUUUUGUGAAGACAUGAGGAUCAUUAUGUGUAUUAGUAUUCUGGUAAUCUGGACCAUUCCUCCCUCCUGGGGGUGUAUGCAGGGGUGUGUUUGUGACAAUUCCACUGUGUGCUGUACUCGUAUCUUAACCUUCAGUGCCUUUACAUUUCAACCCAAAAUUACAAAACUCAACAUAACUGACAGUUAUCUAGGACCUCAGCUACAAACUUCUUUUUCUCCAUACAUGGAUUUAGAAGAGCUUUAUUUAUCAAAUAACAGACUUCAUGCACUGGAUAAAAAUAUAUUCAAGUUCCUGCGGAGGUUAACAUACCUUGACCUCAGCAUGAAUCACCUAGUGCGCCUUGACAACCACAUUUUUCAACAUUUGACAUCUCUAGAAGUUUUAGAUCUCAGUCACAACGACUUCUUUAUUUUGCCAGACAUUCCAUUCAGAUACCUUAGUAACCUUCGAGUUUUCAACAUGAGUUUUAACCAAUUACAGAACCCUAAACUAGGACUCAGAUUUCAGGUCAUGACCUCUCUAAAUGUCCUUGACCUCUCAGGAAAUAACUUUACUGUCAUUGGGAAGGAUACAUUUGAAUAUACCAAAGGAUGGUCUGAUCAAGUUCCUAAACAUGUCAAUUUGUCUAAGUGUGCAAUAUCAGUUAUAGAACCUGAUACUUUUGCCUACCCAGUGAGAAUGGAGCUUCUGUCACUGGCAGGGAAUUCUGGGAUAGGUGUGGAAAAUCUCACAGACAUGUUCAACUCCUCUCAUUUUGAACAACUCAAACAUCUGGAUAUCUCUGAUAUGAACCUGACAGAAGUGACUGAUCUUAUUCCAAUGUUGAGUAAAACCUCUGUGUCUGAACUAAAAAUAGCCAGGAACAACCUCCAGGAAAUCCCCCUAAGUCUGAGGGAUUAUCUCCGUCGUCUCACGGUUCUGGAUGUCAGCUAUAAUCAACUAGACAAACUUUCUAAUGCUGUGACCGAAAUCGGUGGACUCCUUCAUCUGGAUGCCUCACAUAAUAAAAUCACAGAGAUAGAUGAAACUUUCAAACAAUCUCUGACAAACCUCCAAACCCUGAGAUUAUCUCAUAAUCGUCUUGGAGACAACUCUGUAGUUGUAACAAAAUGCGAGUCCCUGAAAUUACUAGAACUUAGCUUCAAUGAAAUGACACGUUACCAGGCACCCAGCACACUAAAAGACCUAGAAGACCUGUUACUCUCUGGAAACAGGAUCAACAACAUCUCCACCAUGACUGGACUUCACAACCUUCAGAGGUUUGACAUCAGUCAGAACAGCCUGGUUCAGCUCCCAGAAUUCCUGUUUCUGGACUCCAGGAAGCUAGUCCACACAAACUUCAGCUCCAAUAAGAUAUCUAUGGUGUACCAUCAAACAUUCCGUCCCAAGUCACCAGAUGUGAUUGAUUUGUCCAAUAACAAACUUGUGAGGUUGAGGAAUGCUGGCUGGAAGACUGCCAAAUCUAUAGAUCUCCAUGGUAACAAGAUCAGUGAAAUGGAUGACCAAUCAUUUUAUGCCAUGUAUGAUUUGAAAGAGUUAGAUUUGAGUCAAAAUAAUCUUAGUCAACUGAAACCUGCUGUAUUUGUCUUUUUGAGUGACCUGGUAGUUCUCCAAUUACAACACAACCACAUAUCUAAUGAUAUUGAGCUUUACAACACAAUGCAGUCAUUAUAUCAGAUCAAAAGCAUUGAUCUAAGCCACAAUAAAUUCAGAUAUUUGACUGAGGGAACGUUCAACUCCUGUCCAAACUUAGAAAAGAUCAGCAUGAGUGAUAACCCUAUCCAUGUACUCCACUCUUCCACCUUAUCUGUGCUGAAGAAACUACAAGAAGUGGAUUUUUCCAACAGCAAUUUUUUAUGUGGAUGUGAACUUGUUGAUUUCCAAGAGUGGAUGUUAAUGACAAAAGUCAGAAUUAUCCACCAUUCUAACAGCAGCUAUGUAUGUAAGUCCCCGAUCCACAGACUAGGAGUGGAUGUGAGAAGUUAUGAAAUGAGUGACUUUGAAUGUGAUGAGACCCUGUUUUAUGUAACAGUGUUUUCCUCUAUAGCAGGUGGUAUCAUGGUGAUUGGUGUCAUUGCAGCUCUCAUUUACUACUACUGCUGCAAAAAUAAAACACAGAAAACAGAGAAAAUGUACAAACCCAUCAUGAAUGGAAGUGUUCCUUUGAAAGAGGAAAAGAGAAGGAGAGGCAUUCCCAUUGAAAUUCUAAAGAAUGCAGAUGCCAGUGAAGUGGAGAAACUCCUUAAAGCAGAACAUCGAAGAAAGAAGGAACCUGAGCUUUCUCAGAAAAUGAAAGUCAAAGAGGACUCCAAGAAAAAGAGGCAUAAAAAGAACACAGUAGAAAACAGGAUCACAAGAGAUAUGAUCAGAUACCCUGGGAUUCAACGUGAUGUAAGAACGUUACCCAGGAUGAGAGAAAAUCGAUAUGUGGAUAGACGUGAUUACUAUAGACCGACUCCAUCACGCCCCAUAUACAAUCCCUAUCUGUACGACCGUAGUAAAAGCCAAGCAGACCUUUAUCCACCUUCAAGAAGGUCACAAUAUUAUGGAUACAGAGAGAGACAGAGGAACCCCUAUUAUACUGCCCAGAACGUGGAUAUUAUUCGUCGUCCUCGACCAAGAUACAGCCAGAGCAUGCCAGAUAUGCUGAACAGAAUUACCACCCUUCCUAAGCCACGCCCCCCUAGGGAGCCCUGUUAUAUCAGUCGAGAUCCAAGAACUGAGGGAAGUUCUUAUGAUGUGAGGGCUUUUAAUGAUCCAGCUUACAGGCCAUGGGCAGGUCAAGAGAGGUGGGAAGAAAGCAGAAGGGAAUAUAUAGCUCCUGAUGUCCCCCCUGAACCCCCUACAAUACAUUCUGGAUAUUACACGAUAUCCGCUAAAACAGCAGAGAGGGGAAGUGGAAAUAGAACACAGUGGAUAUAAUCUAGUUUGUAUCUUAAUAUAAAAUCAAACCUCUGAGCUUUUGAAAAACAAAGUUUGUUUUCAAGUAUAGGAACAAAGUUUUCCUGGAAACUCAUUUAUUCUACCUUUCUCUAAGUACAUUGGAUCUUAGAACUGAAUUCAUAUACAGUUUCAUUAGUUGUAGUUAAUAAUAAAAUGCAUAAAUCCAA